Mollisia scopiformis is the source of this 855-nucleotide messenger RNA. RefSeq lists its product as uncharacterized. The transcript is spliced from 2 exons. NCBI's taxonomy places the organism in Eukaryota, Fungi, Ascomycota, Leotiomycetes, Helotiales, Mollisiaceae. The record is from RefSeq and is a predicted model, not a curated record. Bases 1 to 855 code for a protein of 284 amino acids.
AUGCCUCCAAAUCCAUUCUGCUGCCAAGCAGCUAUUCCGCACACCAUUCAACACCUACACAGCAUCAUUAAUGCCAAUGCAACACACAAUCCCUUGAAAGAGCCAAUCUCUCCCGGACCCCUCAUCACGUCUUUCGUCCUAUUCGUCAUCACCAAUCCAACGGCAAUCUCUGCUCCCAAGCCAGCUCCAUCUGCUCCUCCUGCAAUACUCGAUCAGACCCGCCCGUCAUCUGCCUAUAAGCUAGCCUCUCCAUACUCUUCUUCCACCAUGUGGUCACAAAUGUUGACAGCUCCGUCAUGGUCAGAUAGCUAUGUUCCUCCACGCCAUGACGACUCACCUUAUAGACCCUGGCCUCUACCGAAGCUUCCAACCGCGACUUUUCGCACCCCUAACCCCUAUCCUGAAGAUUCAGACUACAUCAAGGUCCCAUCAGACUCCCCGUCGGAGCCAGGAGGCAUCCUCAUCGGCCACUCCAACAUAUUCUUCGCCAUGCUCGAACUCAAAUGCGCCCACCCCACCUCCAUCAACGACCAAAGCCCAGCCUCCCUCACCUUACGUCACGAUCUUACUCGAUACUUUGCCGCGUGCGAGGAACUCAGAGGAAAGGAUACGGUGCUAAACGCGAAUAGUAGAGUUUUGGGAAGGCGUUGGGCAGAGAUCACAUUGGAAGAAGCGAAGGAGUGGUUGAGGAAAGUAGGGUUUAAUGGGGUGCUGUUACAGGGUGUGGGGGAUGGGGUAGAGAGGUUUUGGUGUGAGGUGCAUAAGUGCUGGUGGGAGAUGAGGGUUUGGGUUAAUGAGGGAAGUUCGUUAUUGAGUGAGGGAGCGGACAAAAGCAUGAAUUCGUUGUUAUUUUGA